This is a messenger RNA of Thermothelomyces thermophilus ATCC 42464, 1531 nucleotides long. RefSeq lists its product as uncharacterized. Lineage: Eukaryota; Fungi; Ascomycota; Sordariomycetes; Sordariales; Chaetomiaceae. The record is from RefSeq and is a predicted model, not a curated record. The transcript has 5 exons. The coding region runs from base 125 to 1309 and encodes 394 amino acids.
GUUAUCUUCAAGGGUAUCUGAAAUGCUGACUUUUGGGGCCACGACCUGGGCAGUUUUCUGAAGUGACCUGCACGUGCAGCUUGCUAUGCUUAUGCUCAUCACUUACGACUAGCAGCCGUCCAACAUGACAAACGUAGCCUCCAGUCUUGUUCCAAUUCUCGUGCUUGGUUUGCCCUUGGGUCUAUACACACUGUUUCUGAGCCUGAGCACGAUCCCGUAUUUUCAGCGAAACUUCCUCUAUGCGCACAAGAUCCACACGUUGUGGUGGGGGAACAUCAACGAACCAGAGCAAUGGGGCUUCGCAAAGAACCAAGUCACCCCCUUUUACCUCACCACCGCGGAUAACCAGACGCUCUACGCAUGGCACAUACUUCCCCUUCCCCUCUACGUCCAGCACGAAGACAAACUCUCCUCUCAACCAAGCGGUUUCUGCCAUGAUAUAACGGCCACCGAGAACUUCCGCCUCCUCCGUGAUGACCCCACGGCCAAGCUCAUCAUCUCCUUCCAUGGUAACGCCGCGCAGCUGACCCAGGGCCGCCGCCCGCCCCACUACCAUACCCUCACCUCUCUCCACAGCCCAUACCACCUGCUCACCCUCGACUACCGCGGCUUCGGCCUCAGCAGCGGAACGCCCACGGAGCGAGGGCUCAUCCUCGACGCCGCCGCCGCUCUCAGGUGGGCCGUGGACACCGCGGGCGUGCCCCCCUCGCGGAUCGUCCUCGUCGGCCACAGCCUGGGGACCGCCGUGGCGGCGGCGGCCAGCGAGCUGCUCACGCUGCACGAGGGCUGGGACUUUGCCGGGGUCGUGCUUGUGGCCGGCUUCAGCUCGCUGCCGGAGAUGCUGAGCGGGUACGCGAUCGCCGGGUGGCUGCCGGUGCUGCGGCCGCUGACGUGGUGGCCGUGGCUGUCGAACAAGCUGAUGGCGCGUGUGGUGGACACGUGGGACAGUGCCGGGAGAUGGAGGGAUGUUGUCAGGGCGGUAAAGGAAAGGCGUGGGCGGUUGAGGCUGAGCCUGGUACAUGCGAAGGACGACUGGGACAUUCCGUCUCAUGAGAGUGACAAGCUGUUUCGGGCGGCCGUGGAGGGCUUGGUCGGGGGCGGGAUGGGAGAGGAGCAGUUUGAGGCAGAGAAGAGGAAAAGGAUGGUGAUUAAGGGGAAGAACUCGUUUACUGCAACAUGGAAAGAGGGGGAUAUUGUGGUAAAGCAGGAGUUGUUCCCUCACGGAGGACACAACGGAGUCCUGACUCAUACUCCUGUACUGAUGGCCGUCAUGAGAUCAUUCGGGCUUGAUGACCAAUCCGCGCCCUGAAGACUAGACAUGAGCUAUAUGUAGAGUUCGAUGAUGGGGAGCUAGAGUAGGAGGACACUGGCUUCGGAAGCCGUGUCAUCAGUUUGUUCCAGAAAUUGGGGCGCGCAGAAGCUAAGUCCAAACAGGGCCAUUGGAGCAGAGCACUCUCGCCGAAACUGGCUUCUCUAAAUUCUCCCUUUGCCCUCAUAUCAGGCCAACACGUGAGGUCGUAGAGGAGCAAGC